CCAUUUCAAGUUGGAAAACGUAAGAGUCAGUCUCACCACACCGUUACGUCGUUAACUCAGCACGAGACGCAGCCAAUAAUAAAAUCACCAAGGAUGAUGAACGUUCUUUGUGGAGUGAUAAGGAAAUAAAUGUCUACCAAGAUUAAGAAUCAAAGCAGAAUGCAGACUACGGGAAAAGUAUUGAGUGUGCUUCAUAGAUUGAUUGAAAUAAUUGCUAGAAGAAUAUAUCUGUUCAUUGCAAUUCUGAAAGGUCCCGCCCAAUCUCAACCACCUAUAAAGGACUUAACACUUCUACAUAGUGCAACUACUUUAGCCUUUAAAAUUCGCAAUAAGCAGCUGACUUCAGAAAAUGUAGUACAAUCAUACAUAGAUAGAAUAAGAGAAAUUCAACCAGUGCUAAACUGUGUAGUAGAGGAACGCUUCGAAGAAGCUCUCAAAGAGGCAAAGAAAUGUGAUGAACUUCUGAAAUCUAAGGAUGCUCCAUCUCCUCAAACUUUAGCAGAAGAAAAGCCUUUCUUUGGAGUGCCUUUCACAACAAAGGAUUGUAUUGCAAUUGCUAACAUGAAGCAAACUGCUGGUUUAGUUGUUCGUAAAAAAUUUGUUGCCAAGCAUGAUGCAGACGUUGUAAAAUUGAUGAAAACUGCAGGGGCCAUACCUUUGGCAACAACAAACGUUUCAGAAUUGGCAAUGUGGUGGGAAACCAGUAAUUCCAUAUAUGGUACUACGAAAAAUCCUUACAAUACUAGGCAUAUAGUCGGGGGAUCUUCUGGUGGGGAAGGUUGCCUACAAGCAGCCGCUGGCUCACCAUUAGGAAUAGGAUCAGAUAUUGGUGGUUCUAUUCGCAUGCCAUGCUUUUUCAAUGGUGUUUUUGGACACAAACCUUCUGAGGGAAUAGUUUCCAAACAUGGUCAGUAUCCAAGUGCUCACAGCGAUGAACAGGAUAGGCUGCUUUCAGUUGGUCCAAUGUGUAGGUAUGCUCAAGACCUGAUGCCCACUUUGAAAGUUCUUGCGGACAAGAACGUGGAUAAAUUGCGAUUAGAUGGCAAAGUAGAUAUUUCAAAAAUCGAGUUCUAUUACAUGGAAGACGACGGCGGUCAAUUCUUAACAUCACCGGUAGACGUGGAAAUAAGAGACGCUAUGAGGGGGGUAGUUCGUUAUCUCGAGAAAGCGCACAAAACCAAGGCGACCAAACUCAGUAUUAGAAAAAUGAAGAAAAGCAUUGCACUGUGGAUGGCGAACAUGAGUUGCAAGGAUGAGAAAGACUUCACGUAUGAAUUGUCGAACAGAAACGGUCACAUAAAUCUCUGGUGGGAGUUUAUAAAAUGGGCAAUGUUCAUGAGCAAUCAUACGCUUAUAGCUCUUCUCACAGCUACGUUCGAAAGGUUCGCGGUGAAACAUGAAAGCGAGGAGCAUGUUAAGCUGAUGCAAGAGAGUAGGGAUCUUUAUCAAGAAUUUAAGGAAAUCUUGGGUGAUAACGGUGUGUUUUUGUAUCCAACACAUCCAACAGCAGCACCGUUGCAUCACGAGCCACUGAUUAAACCGUUCAAUUUUUCGUACACUGCAAUUAUUAAUGUGCUAGGGUUGCCAGCCACUGCUUGCCCUUUAGGUUUGAACAAGCAAGGUCUUCCCAUUGGUAUACAGGUUGUCGGUGAUCUGUAUCAAGAUCGUUUAACGAUAGCCGUAGCGGAGGAAUUGGAACGCGGUUUUGGUGGUUGGGUUCCUCCUGCUGUUGUAGCCUGAGUUUUGUCUGUUGGACAAUAAUCUAAUGCAUUGUACGCAAUGUGUACAAUUUCCACCAUACUCUGCCAUUAUUAGUUUUCGACAAACAAUUUACAUCAAGAUAAUUUCAUAACGAGAAAUCAUAAGGUACAGUACAAAACACAUAUGUAUUCAGAGAAGUAGAUGUUCACGUUUACAAUAUUCCAUGUUGACGAUUAUACGCGUAAAGUAUACGUAAUUUGAGAAACAUAGAAGUCACCGUCAGUUUUAUAGUCCACUAUAAAUUGCGUUAUGUCAAGCAUACGGUCAUAGACACAUCGAAUCAUAAAUCGAAAUACGAUUCGAAUCAGAGAACGCAUAGUUUUCAUAACUGCAUAUAUUUAUAUUUAUACAUUGAUGUUGAAAGGUUCUUCUUUUUCUUUUUUGUAACAAAAUUCAGUGUCCACGUAAGUAAUAACAUUUGUACAUAAGCAACCUGUCGCAUUAUAUUUGACUAACGUUUUUUAUAUACCUCAUCUUAGAUCUCUGUGUAGGAUUUUCUAUUUUCAUACAAAUCGAGAAAAAGAGGGGGAGAGUGUGUGUGUGAGGAAAAAAUAAAAAAGGGAAUUAUAAGGUAGCAGGAUGUUUUCGGUAAUGUGAUAAAGUAUUAAAAGAUUCUAUGUUUAUAAUGUAUAUUGAUGUUAAAAUCGUAUACAUAUAUAUUUUAUGUACUAAAAUAAUAAAUUUUUAUUCCAUUAUUUCUACCGUAAUUUCUCUUUUGUUAGCGUCUGAUUAACAUAUGGAUGGAAGACAAAUUAAUAUAUGCAUUUUUCAUAGAGAUGUAGCUUUCCAACUUAAAAUUUAGUUAAUUUAAUGUACUACUAUGCAUUUAUCACGUAUCAAUGUUGAUCUAACAGAUGCUAUGCAGUGCUGUUACUAAUAAUUUAUAUUUUUGUAACGAUAUAACUAAAUUUUAAUUUAUGAUUUGUCAUAGUUCUUCAGUUUUCUAUGUAAAGCAAGACGACCAAAGGAGAAUGUUCCAAAUGGUAAAAUAUAUAUUUAUUUAAAAAUACAGUUCUUAUAGGGGGAGGAUUUAAACAAAAUAUCUGUUAUAUUUAAUAUACUUAAAAUUGUAAAUACACAAUGUUUACAACACUUUUUCAGGUAUAUAAUACGCGUGAUAAGAGAUCCGUAAUUUCAUGAUACAUUUGACAUCAAUAAAUAAUUUAAUACAUAUUUACAGAAUUAAUACGAAUUGUUUAUUGUCGAAACGGUUUUUAAAGGAUAUAUGUAAAAAUGUGUAUGACGAGGAAGAACAUGUUUCUUGCCCCAUAUUCAUAAUUUCACGUGUUUCAAUGAAGUUCAACUUAUUAAUUUACAUUUAUAAGUAUACCGCAAAUUUCAAUUCGCAGUCUAAGUACUUGUUGCAACCUAUAAAACUAUUUGUAAAUUGUGUUUAUUACGCACAAUUAAAAUAAAAAAAAACAAAAAAAAAAAACAAAAAUAAAAAAGGAACCUCCGAGAUAUUCGAGCAACGAGUUCUGCUUUUGUUACAGGUUAAGUACUUUCGAUUAAUAGGAUAAGGAUUGAUUUAAUGCCAUUACCCUCCUUUUAUGUACGUUAUUCGCAUUAAUAUGUAUAUCGUUUGUCUAAUGUGUUAUGACCUAAAUAGGCAGUGGGUUCGAUUUUAUAAAAAUGAAUUCAUGUUUUCACAAGUAUAUCGAGAGAGAGAAAAAAAAUGAAAAAAAAUUUAUGAAUUCGCUAUAUUAAAUGUUCCACUAAUACUUCUACACGAAUUGGUUCAUAAUGUGAAUGUACUUUCUAUUUAUGAGAAGGAAAUAAUAAAAAGCCUCAUGAAUAUAUAAAUACAUUAAAAAUGACGUUCACCAUAUCACAAGGUAUUCCUUAAUGUCUACAAAAAGUGAUCUAUUACGUUUUACCCUAAAACUACCUUGA
Colletes gigas is the source of this 3654-nucleotide messenger RNA. RefSeq names its product fatty-acid amide hydrolase 2. The record is from RefSeq and is a predicted model, not a curated record. The coding region runs from base 130 to 1740 and encodes 536 amino acids. Lineage: Eukaryota; Metazoa; Arthropoda; Insecta; Hymenoptera; Colletidae. The transcript has 7 exons.